CGUGUGCUCCUGCCAACCACGUGGCAUCAAAUCAUUAUAGUGAAUGCUGCUGGGUUUACUAGGUAAUUAUGAGCCUCCUGGACUGCAUCUGCUGCAGGAGACAUGGCCACAGUGUUGCUGCAUGCUGGGACCCGUGUUCUGGAGAAUUGUUAUCCAUGGUUACCUAUUCUGAGCUGCAAGAAAAGGCUCUUCAACUAGCUACUAUUCUAAGGAACCACCAUUCAGCCUGUGGUAAUGUGGGACUGUAUGGGGAGUGUUGUCCAGAGGUGAUUGCUGCAUUGAUUGCUGUGAUGGCUAUACCGGGAGCUUACGUUCCACUCUCAAUUCAUCAGCCAUUGAAGCAACGAGUGGAGUUUCUACGCAAGAAUGGAAUUGAUAUUAUACUGGUACAAGAAUCUGUCCUAGAGACAUUCCUGAGUGAUGCCAUCACCCUCCUUCCCGACUGUACUCUCUCUCUUAGUUGCCACACUCUAGCAUACGGACUGGUUCUCGCCAGACUACACUGGACAGGCCCGGCCAGCACAACUACUGAGUCUGCCAACCACGGCCCGGCCAGCACAACUACUGAGUCUAUCAACCACGGCCUGGCCAGCACAACUACUGAGUCUGCCCCCACUACAAACACUCGCAAUGAACCUGCAUUUCUAACUAAAUACAGAGAAGAAGUGAACACUUACUGUUGGCCGUGUCAGAAAGAAGGCCGUGCUUCCAACCCAUGGCUGCUACCAAGUACCGCCCACUCAUCCUCACCAGCCUAUGGUACCGCCCACUCAUCCUCACCAGCCUAUAGUACUGCCCACGCAUCAUCACCAACAUAUGGUACCUCCCACUCGUCCUCACCAGCCUACAGUACCGCCCACGCAUCCUCACCAGCAUAUGGUAACGCCCACGCAUCAUCACCAGCAUAUGGUACCGCCUACGUCCUCUCAACUUCUGGUACAACUGGAGACCCAGUGAUUGUACAAGCACUUCAUUGCAGUAUAGUACCCAAUAUUGUGGAUCUGAGGGAGAGAUUCUCGUGUGGAGAGUAUGAUGUCGUCUUUAAUGCCGCUCCUUUGACCUUUGACCCAUCUGUUGUUGAGAUCUUUGUAUCGCUAUCUUCAGGGUCAUCUCUGCUCACAGUGCCAGAGAAUGUGAAGAGUAUCCCUUCACAGUUGGCAAAGGCUCUACGAUCUGUUACCGUGCUACAAGCCACACCCACUUUAAUUAGACGGUUUGGCAGAGAGGAGCUGAGACAUGGCUUGCUGGGACCUUAUUCUAAAUUAAAAGUCCUUGCAUUCGGAGGAGAAAGCUGUCCCGAUUACAACACACUGGCUACGUGGAAGGAUUGCAAGAAUGCCACCACAUUUUUCAACCUCUAUGGACUGACCGAGGUGUCUAGUUGGGCCACUUGUUAUCAAUUUCCAGAUGCUGCCGGAACCGUGUUACUAGGCAACCCACUGCUGGGGUCAAAGGUGGAGGUCCGGAAUGACGAGGGUCAACCAAUAGAGUGUGGAGAAGGUGUAAUUUGGACGGGUGGUGACUAUCGUGUGUGCUUAGUGGGUGAUGAGAGUGUGAUGUGUGAGGAUGGUGGGCGUAUGAGGUGUACGGGGGACGUGGGGAGGGUGCUCCCUGGAGGAGGUGUGGUCUAUGUCGGCCGACGAGACAGACAGGUGAAGAGGCGAGGCCACAGAGUCAACCUGGACUAUAUUCAACAUGGGAUUGAGUCACUGGACCACGUCACGUCGUGUGUGGUGACCACGACCUCCUCAGGCCAUGGACCCCGCCCACAAGAGCAAGGGAAAAUCCCCCACCCACAAUCUGUCUCAGAAGUUUUGGUAGCUUUCAUUGUGCCGGCUGAGAUAUUGAAAGUGAAUGUGAGCAAGUAUUGCGGUGAUGUGUUUGCUGCAUUGAGAGCCACUCUUCCUCGAUCCUGUGUUCCUGAUGAGAUUGUGCUGAUAAAGCAACUGCCUCUGACCCACCACGGUAAAGCUGACAUCACUUCUCUCACAAGCUACUCUAACCCAGCUAUCUACAUCGAGUCUCCAUCAGAGGGGGACCUCACGACAAACAAACCACUGAGCCAGGAACUACUGAGUAAUCUACUCUGUGAAUCAGCUCUGUGUACUACAGGUGUAUCUGCCUGGGGCAAUGAUGUCAGGCUAACAGAACUAGGAGCUAACUCCUUCGACAUUGUUCGAUUAUCCACUCACUUUCUGAAGAUUGUUCCGUCUCACGCUGCAACUGAAGACAUAGAAUCUGCACUGGUUGAAUUACUCCUGACUGCAACUCUAGACGAGGUGGCCACUCAGCUAUUCAAUAUGCUCCAAGAUGGAACAAAGAGAAAGCGUUUUAUUUCCGAUAAUGAGUUACCAACAGGGCGUAAGUCUGCUAGGGUCACGCACUCAGUACAAGGUCAAAGUUCUCAACAGGAGGUGUUGAGUUGGAGAGCAGGGAAAAUGUUCAGAAAUGGGCAGCUACUUCCUCACUUCAUUUCAGAUGACCACAGCAACCUCUCUUUUGACAAACGCUCUCUCCACUUCACUGUUCGUUGGAGUGUGAACACGGGUAAGUGUGUGGACUCCUCCCCCCUCCUCGUGGUGGGAGGCCUCAGCGGUGGGCCCACUAUCUUCAUCGGCUCUCACUCUGGACUGUUCCAGGCCAUCGAGCAUCUGUCGGGGGCUGUGAGGUGGAGACAGCAGCUGCCUGAUAGGAUCGAGUCCUCGGCUUGUGUGUCAGCAUGUGGAUGCUACGUGGCUGUCGGUUGCUAUGACGGUCGAUUGUACGUCUUCUCUGCUGACGAUGGGUCUCUGAACUGGACCUUUGCUACUCCCCACAGUGAAGGUACCCCCUGUGUGGACCCCACCUCAGGACAUGUCCCCCACACUGGGGGUAGGCCCCCACCAAUCAAGAGCUCCCCUUGUGUGGACCCCACCUCAGGACAUAUGUGGUUUGGAGCACAUGAUCACUACAUAUAUGCCAUUGACGUACAGACAAAAUCUCUCGUGCACAAAGUCUACCCUGGUGGGGGGUCUUGUUUUGCUACCCCCUGCGUUGAUCCUACAACUGGGCUUGUGUACUGUGCUACACUGCAAGGGAGGGUUGCUGCCAUCAACGCUGUAUCUGGACAGAUGGAGUGGACUUUUCAAUGCCCUAAACCAAUCUUCUCCUCACCGACUUGCAUCCCCUCAAGGAGAGAGGUGUUUGCAGGCUGUGUGGAUGGGAGUGUGUAUGUACUCAGGGAGGGGGGAAAGUUGAAUGCUGUACUGAGUACGGAUGAUGCUGUCUUCUCCAGUUGUUGUAUUCUAGAGUCUGAUUCCAAGCUCCGUGUAAUUUGUGGAUCACAUGACAAUCACAUGCACUGCUGGAACGGUAACUACGAGUACGAAUGGAAGACACAACUGGACUCCCCAGUGUACUCUACACCUUGUCCCCUUUCCCUAACCACCACUCGCCAAAAAUCAGAUAUUUUUCAAACAGUGUGUGUUUGCUCAAGUUCAGGGUGUAUGUAUAUUGUUAAUGUAUUCACAGGUACUAUUCUGGGAAAGUACUGUUUUCCGGGCCCAGUUUUUUCGUCCCCAAUUUGUUAUGAACAUUCUAUAGUAGUUGGUUGUCGGGACAAUUAUGUUUAUUGUGUAGCCGUUCAGAUUGUGUAAGUGAGAGGGAGUUUUGUAAUCUUUUAUCACAGUUUUACUUUCACACCA
Molecule: messenger RNA, 3683 nt
Organism: Halichondria panicea
Lineage: Eukaryota; Metazoa; Porifera; Demospongiae; Suberitida; Halichondriidae
Product: beta-alanine-activating enzyme-like
Exons: 12
Coding region: 69-3635 (1188 amino acids)
Biological process (GO): amino acid activation for nonribosomal peptide biosynthetic process
Molecular function (GO): protein binding
Source: RefSeq, a predicted model, not a curated record